AUGUUCAGCGCAAUUGUCUUUUGUAAUUCAGUUCCUAUCACUAUUGGUUACGAAAGUGAACGUCUAAUCCAAAUAAGUUUGAUAGAGAAAUUAUUUGCUGUCAGAUGGUUUAUUAAUAAAAAAAUUGAUGGUAAAAAGUUUACAGCCAAGGUAACUUGCCUAAUACAUCCAGGUGGGAAGAUAGUUUUGUAUUAUGAUAAAGUUACACCCGAAAUUAAAGAAAUUGGAUGGGAAGCGAAAAUCGUCGGUAAAUUCAUAUGUGGAAGAAAUACAGUACAAUCUCAAAUAAUUACUCCUGUAACAUGGAUCAAUAGUGGCACGUUGGUGGAAUAUGAAGCUAUCGGAAACUAUUGUCCAAAAUACACCUCGCCUGAAGCAUGCCGAAGCGCAACGACAUUGGAUAUAACUUGUUUUUGGUGUGAUAAAGCGAAGCUAUGCAUUGAUAGUACUGAUCGACGUGCUCAUAAAAUGAAAGUUAAAAACUGCCGUGUUAAGAUGUCUUAA
Schistosoma haematobium is the source of this 504-nucleotide messenger RNA. RefSeq lists its product as uncharacterized. NCBI's taxonomy places the organism in Eukaryota, Metazoa, Platyhelminthes, Trematoda, Strigeidida, Schistosomatidae. The transcript is spliced from 7 exons. The record is from RefSeq and is a predicted model, not a curated record. Bases 1 to 504 code for a protein of 167 amino acids.